Lagenorhynchus albirostris (white-beaked dolphin) is the source of this 6024-nucleotide messenger RNA. RefSeq names its product insulin like growth factor binding protein acid labile subunit (gene IGFALS). Gene Ontology annotation, molecular function: protein binding. Gene Ontology annotation, cellular component: extracellular matrix. Bases 3571 to 5874 code for a protein of 767 amino acids. The record is from RefSeq and is a predicted model, not a curated record. Lineage: Eukaryota; Metazoa; Chordata; Mammalia; Artiodactyla; Delphinidae. The transcript is spliced from 2 exons.
AAAAAAAAGUAACAACCAGGGCUUCCCUGGUGACGCAGUGGUUGAGAAUCUGCCUGCUAAUGCAGGGGACACGGGUUUGAGCUCUGGUCUGGGAGGAUCCCACAUGCCGCAGAGCAACUAGGCCCGUGAGCCACAACUACUGAGCCUGCGUGUCUGGAGCCUGUGCUCCGCAACGAGAGGUCACGAUAGUGAGAGGCCCGCGCACCGCGAUGAAGAGUGGCCCCCGCUUGCCACAACUAGAGAAAGCCCUCACACAGAAACGAAGACCCAACACAGCAAAAAUAAAUAAACUCCUACCCCCAACAUCUUCUUUAAAAAUAAAAAAAAGUAACAACCACCUACAGGAAAAAAAAAUCUAAAAAAUAUAUGCAAGAUCGUAACAUGGAAAUCUACAAAAACACCACUGAAAGAGACUGAAGACGACCUAAUUAUGCCAUGUCCACAGACUGGAAGACUCAAACUGCAACACAAGUCAAACCUGGACAGGCUGCUCCCACCGUAGACAAGGAAACACAUGGACCACGAAGAGCCUGGAAGCUCUUGCAGACAGAGGAGGAUCUGCUCUGCCUCCAUGGUUCAGGGGGAGCCCAGAAAGGGCCAGGCUAUGCGGCCCCUGACCAUGUCAAGGGUGGCGUCCAGGAGUGAAGAGGGAAGGAAAGCCACUGCACUAAAUGUGGGGAGGCGAUCAUAACCCACCAAAAAGAAUGAAACGAGCAUCACCUCACUCUUAGGAAGUGAAAGGGUGGCCCAAAGACGUCACAGAGAAAGGUAGGGCAGUGACGUGUUCACACAGUAUUUUAAGAGAAUACACUCAAGUCCAUGUGCUGAACGGGACCUGAAAUCAUGAUACAUACAUCAGCCUAGAUAAAAAAAACUUUUUUUGCAGUUUUUCCAUUUAAGGAACACCUUAUGAGACCAUGUUAAAAUUAAGAACUCUCACCAGAAUCACAAUGAAGAGAAUGGAGGCAAACCACAGUGCAGAAGACAACACUGGCCACACAUACCUAACAAGGGGCUUGCAUCCAGCAUACAGUUUUAAAAAAAACAUAAGUUACACUGACAGCAAAAGACUUAAACAUGUACUUUACAGAAAAGGACAAUCCACUGGCCAAUGAACCUCCCUGUGAACAGCUGCCAUCAUUAGUGAUUGAACAAACACAGGACAAUGAAAGCCACUGUCCCCCCACCUUCAGGGCUGAGAAGACAGGGUGGGGGUGGUGUUGAGGGCACCCCUAUUGGCUCCAGGAAGGUGUGACCCCUAACUACCCCGGAAGGGGUUGGCCUUACCUGCAAGGAUGACACAGGCUGGUCCCAGUGGGUCCACUCAGGACCACAGGAACGCACAAGGGCCCCACAGGGUCGUAGCACCACGACAGGAAGGAGGGAAGGGAUGCUAUGACUUGGCACACGAGUGGCUGGGCCUGGGGCUUCUGUACAACACCAUUUCCACAAAGACCAGAAACCAGACUCCUCGGGGGGACCCUCAGGGGGUGAACUGUAAAGAGAGACCAGGGCAGUAGUCAGCCUGGGUCAGGACUGGCCGCUUUGGGGGAGCAGGGACAGAGCUGGCCCCGGGCGGCCAGAAUAGAGGUCUUUUCUGAACUCAGCAGGCUGAACACCAGUGCUACCGCAGGACUCGAGAAAGGUUUACAAAUACCUAACCUGCCUGCCACAGUCCCGAUAAGGGUUCUCUGCCACACAAGCUCGACUGGGGAUUUACAGGAAGUUUCCAGCCCCAACCCUCCAAGUGUGAGGAGACAGGAAUGCUAACCCUCCUUCCAGUCCACGUGCGUCUGGCCCGCAUGCGAGAGCUUCCCAGUGAAGAGGCCCCAUGGCCCCGGACUCCUGCUGAGUCCGCACUUUCUACUGUGUAAAUGUAUGUUUACCGUGUAAAUUUCUGGGUGUGGACUUUCUCCCUGCAGAUCUAUAAUUUCUCAGAAGAGAAGCUGAGAAACGACCUGGAAAAAAAUCAAAGCUCAAUAAAGGGAGGAAGACAAAGCCGCCCCUCGGCACUGCUGCAGGAUGAGCUGGGGAGGGGGCGCCACGAGGUUGGGGGCGGGCGGGGCUGGCCUCCAGCCUCUCCUGGGCCCGGACAGCUCCUGCGUACCUCACUUCUUCUCUCCUCACCCAUGCACCUUUCAGGAGGCAGACCUGACUCCUUCUCUGCCUCACCAAGAGGUUCAAGAGUCUCCUAAAGCUUGACAAGCCUUGCCCUCCCCAGACUCAGUUUUGCCUUUUUCAGUGCCUUCUGGCCCCUUCCGCGCACAGGCCCCCCGCCCCAGGCAGAGCAGAGGGACUGGUGGGCAGGCACGUCUGGCAGCCAGAGGAAGGGUCCUCAGCAAAGGAGGAAGGGGUUGGCUGGAGGGCAGCAUGGUACCUGGCAGCCUGGGGUAGAUGUGGUCAGAUCUGGAAGAGCAGAGCCCAGGGCUCCCCAGGUGGAGGGGAGGAUGGUGCCCUGAAUCAAGCAGCCACACCCCUUCUUACCAUGUCUGACCUGUGGCUGACCUCAGGCUGGGCACUGGGUACCUGUCCCAGGGCCUGUGCAGUGCAGGGUGGCCGUGGCCCCAAAGGAGCCCUGAAGGGCAGGAUGGGGCCCACUGCUGGUGGGGGCUGGUCUCACAGCCACAAGACCUCGCGCCCGAGGCCAGCCAUCCCCCACUCUCUUCCUGGGAGGACGUUGGGGAAAACAAACACAAAGUGGCCGGGGCCCUGCCAAGCAUUCCUAGAAGAGGCUAGGGGGAGGGGCAGUGGCCAGACAGCAGCUGACCCUGAGGUCACGGGAGAAGCCAAGGCUGGGCCAGGCCCCUGGGAGCUUGAACAAGGACCCCACCCAGGCAGUUAGGAAAUGGGGAGGAGGGGGGGAGUGGUCAGCAUGCCGGGGGUAGAUGGGCAGGCCCAUUUGGAGACGUGUGGUUCCUGCUUAACUCCCACAUGGCCAUCUGCUGGGAGGGAAGACCCUAGGAGCCCCCUGAGGGGCCCCUACCCACAGGCAGGGCAGCUGGCUGAGCACCAGCUCCUCACAGGCUGCUCCAAGGGAGACCCCCCCCCAGUAUUGCCUGCAGCCCCAGCUCUGCUCCACCUAGCCCUGCAGGGGGAUGGGAAGAUGGGGGGGUUGGAAAGAUGGGGGUAUGGGCCCCUGUUGUCCCUUAGAGCUGCACCCCGGGCCACCUUGCACCCUGAAGAUGCGUCAGGGCAGAUGCAGCCCCCAGCCUGUCCCCUGUGCCAUCUGCACCCUGGGCCCCAGUGCUGAUGCUGGCAGCCCGGCAGGAGGGGGUUAAUGGAGCUGGGGCCAGCAGGCUGGGCUGGCCAGUGACAAGGGUGCUGGCUGUCCCAGAGGCAGUGGGGAAAUCCAGAGGGCAGGAGCAGCCGGCCCCAACAGACGCGCCCCACUCCCUGCCCGCCUGCGGACUGCUCUGCACGAGGGAUGGCCCUGAGGAGAGGUGAGGCCCCCACGUGCCCCAGCCACUCACUUCGGGGUGGGGGCGGCGACCGUGUGCCCCCAAGCUCACUGGGGUAGGGGCUGCCCCCAGGGAGGGCUCAGCUUUAGGUGGGCUGGGGCUCUGGGAGCCCAUGGGGGAAAUGUGGCCACUCAGGGUGGUGGGGUGCCUGGCCCUGGAGAAUCGCUGUUGCCUCCUGCUCCCUCCUCUCCUACCCGAGGGCCCAGGCUGGCAGCGCAGGGGAGGAAGGGCACCCACACUGCUACCCCAGGGGCCCUGCCUUAGACCCUCCACUGGGCCAGGGCAUGCUGCCUUCCCAGCUGCUCGGAGGCCAGUCCAUUGCCACUCUGUCCCCUCUCGGAGCCUAGCCCAAUCCAGCUGGCGUGUCCACCCUGGGACCCGGAACUCUCAGAGACCAGAGAGAGGCCUGAUGUGGUGGGCAGCCCAGUGCCCAGUGGAACUUAUGGGGAUUGUUGCUGUGAAGCCUGGCAUCCUUUGUCCUGUGCCACUACCCAACCUCCGGUGGGUCAGUGGCCUGGGGUCCCCAUCUGCCCUUGAGGCCUGCACCCUCUUCCUCUCCCCACGCCAGCACUGGGCCAAGUCCCUGGGUGCAUGCCGGACACACUAUGGAGGAGGCCCGGCCCUGGUGGUGCUGCUAGUCUCCUGGGCAGUGCUGGGCUCCCACAGCCUGGAGGAAGUGGAGUCCGCGGCACCAGCAGACCCUGAGGGCCCCCAGUGCCCAGCCGUCUGCUCCUGCGGCCACGACGACUACACAGAUGAGCUCAGCGUCUUCUGUAGCUCUCGGAACCUCACGCGGCUGCCCAGCGGCAUCCCGGAUGGCACCAGGGCCCUGUGGCUGGAUGGAAACAACUUCUCCUUCAUUCCCGCGGCCACCUUCCGGAACCUCUCCAGCCUGGGCUUCCUCAACCUGCAGGGCAGCGGGCUGGCCAGCCUGGAGCCGCAGACGCUGCUGGGCCUGCAGAACCUGUACCACCUGCACCUGGAGCGGAACCAGCUGCGCAGCCUGGCAGCCCGCACCUUCCUGCACACGCCGGGCCUGGCCUCGCUCGGCCUCAACAACAACCUGCUCAGCCGGGUAGACGAGGACCUCUUCAGGGGCCUUGCCCACCUCUGGGACCUCAACCUGGGCUGGAACAGCCUGGCCGUGCUGCCCGACACUGCGUUCCAGGACCUGGCCAGCCUACGCGAGCUGGUGCUGGCGGGCAACAAGCUGGCCUACUUGCAGCCCGCGCUCUUCUGCGGCCUCAGUGAGCUCCGCGAGCUGGACCUGAGCAGGAAUGCCCUGCGGAGCGUCAAACCCAAUGUCUUCGUCAAGUUGCCCAAGCUCCAGAAGCUCUACCUAGACCACAACCUCAUCACCGCUGUGGCCCCAGGUGCCUUCCUGGGCAUGAAGGCGCUGCGCUGGCUGGACCUGUCACACAACCGCGUGGGUGGCCUCCUGGAGGACACCUUCCCGGGGCUGCUGGGCCUGCACGUUCUGCGCCUCUCACACAAUGCCAUCGCCGGCCUACGGCCCCGGACCUUCAAGGACCUUCACUUCCUAGAGGAGCUGCAGCUUGGCUACAACCGUAUCCGGCAGCUGCCGGAAGAGGCCUUCGAGGGCCUGGACCAGCUAGAGGUGCUGGCGCUCAACAACAACCAGCUACAGGAGCUCAAGGCAGGCGUCUUCCUGGGCCUCUACAACCUGGCCGUCAUGAACCUCUCUGGCAACUGUCUGAGGAACCUUCCAGAGCAGGCGUUCCAGGGCCUGGGCAAGCUGCACAGCCUGCACCUGGAGGGCAGCUGCCUGGGCUGCCUCGGCCCACACACCUUCACCGGCCUCUCGGGGCUGCGCCGGCUCUUCCUCAAGGACAACGGCAUUGCGGCCAUCGAUGAGCAGAGCCUGGGGGGGCUGGCCGAGCUGCUAGAGCUGGACCUCACCUCCAACCAGCUCACGCACCUGCCUGGCCAGCUCUUCCAGGGCCUCAGCCACCUGGAGUACCUCCUCCUGUCCCGCAACCGGCUGUCUGCGCUAUCGGUGGAUGCCCUGGGGCCCCUGCAGCGCAUCUUCUGGCUGGAUGUGUCGCACAACCGCCUGGAGGCGCUGCCUGAGACUGUGCUCGCGCCACUGGGGCGGCUGCGCUACCUCAGCCUCCGGAACAACUCGCUGCGGACCUUUGUGCCGCAGCCCCCCGGCCUGGAGCGCCUGUGGCUCGAGGGCAACCCCUGGGACUGCGGCUGCCCCCUCAAGGCCCUGAGGGCCUUCACCCUGCAGCACCCGGGCGUCGUGCCCCGCUUCGUCCAGGCCAUGGCAGAGGGAGAUGACGGCCACCAGCCGCCCGCAUACGCCUACAACAACAUCACCUGCGCCAGUCCCCCCAGCAUCUCGGGCCUUGACCUGCGCGACAUCGGCGAGGCCCACUUUGCCCACUGCUGACCCGAGGCUGCCCUGCGGUCUGGACGGGCCCUUGCCACCCCAGGGGACAUGGACCUGGGACCUGUGGGCCCCAGCCUGGUCCCUGAGGGCCUGACCGGGAGGGUCGGGGACACAGCCUCCCCAACUAUCAAUUAAAAGCAACCCAAUAAA